AUGAGUUUAUUUUUUGCAAUUAACAAAUGGUUGAUUUACACACCGUUGAGUAGGGAUUUUGUUGAAUUAGAAACUUGUCCGACUUGUUUUGGUAUAAGUCUAUGUGAUCUAUUUAAAACAAAGGAUGUCCAAUUAUCAGGUUGGGAGCGUUUUUCAUUUUUUAAUAAUGAUCAGUUUAAUAUAAAAAAUAUUUAUCAUGGAUCAUUGAAAAAUCAACCAGUUAUUUUUAAAAAGAUGGCUCAUCAUAGUGAAUGGACUUCAUUUGAUAUUUGUCGUCAGAAUAAAUCAUGUUAUAUUCAUGUAAAAACAAGUUUAACAACACUUUUGCCUUGUUCUGAUCACUUGUUUGUGUCUAAAUUUCGGCAAGCAUUUAUUAAUUCAACUGGUUUCGAUGGUCUUGUAAGUGAAAUAUCAUUAGAUACAACUAUAGAAAUUAAUCUUGAACCCAUUGUACUAUCAGCUUUGUCGAACUCUGAUCUUCCUAUUCCAUUUUAUUAUGGUGCAUGUGGCCGAGUGGGUGUUUUCAGUAAUGAAGGAUCUAAUUUAGUAUCGUAUCUUCAAUAUUCAUUUCGAUUUCGCGUAGGUUUCACUUUCCUAUGGUAG
This is a messenger RNA of Rotaria socialis, 603 nucleotides long. The record is from the annotation of a GenBank genome assembly. Lineage: Eukaryota; Metazoa; Rotifera; Eurotatoria; Philodinida; Philodinidae.